This is a messenger RNA of Rotaria sordida, 201 nucleotides long. The record is from the annotation of a GenBank genome assembly. NCBI's taxonomy places the organism in Eukaryota, Metazoa, Rotifera, Eurotatoria, Philodinida, Philodinidae.
AUGUCUGACGACGAACGAAAAAGUUGGCCUGAAUAUGUUGGUAAAGAUGCCAAUGAAGUUGAACAGAAAUUACAAGCAGAAGGCUAUAAUACUCAAGUAUUACCACAAGGUUCACCAACUACACGUGAUUAUCGUCUCGAUCGUGUUCGUUUAUUUGUUGAUGGCAACAACAAAGUUGUUCAAACACCUAUCAACGGUUAA